UGACGUCAACAUCAGCAAUGGAGGAGAGGUUUUGUCCAGAAAUGCACAACUAUGCACCAAGGCGAUAUCCCAGGGAAUCUUAUGAAGAAAAUUCACAGUAUGAUGAGCUGGCAUACGAUUACUAUGAAUCUCCAUCUCACAGGUCGGAGAGAUGGAGGAAUGUGUCCAAUCAGGCUGAUAUGCAUUCCGAAAGCAAUAGAAGAUAUUACGAUGAUGCUACUUACACUUCUUCAUCCAGAGACAAUUUCUUGGAUCAUGACGAUAGAGAUGAUUGCCAUUCACAGUACAACGAUUUGAGGAAUCCCACUGACACCGGUGGGGAUGCAGGAUUGUUUGGCAGGCCAGCAAAUUCAAGUGACAGUGAUGCCAGGAGAGGAUAUGGGAUUUACCAGAGAUCAGCGAGCCCUGCUGAGUCUAGAGAUCGACCAGAAUCAUACAGAAGCCCAAGUAAUUGGCAGUCUCAGAGUUCAGUUGAUGACUCGAGAGAUUACCAAUUCUACAGGAGAUCCCAAAGUCCUGAUGGCAGAGAUAGUCAUGGUUCAUAUAAUAGAUCCCAAAAUCCUGUUGCUAAGUCAGGGCAUUUAGAAUCACGCAGGCGAUCCUGGAGCCCUGGCCAUAAGACUGGGGAUCAGGGAUCAAAACCCACAACGGGAAGUCCCGUGAAGGCACCUGAUGCAGAGUUAUACAAAUUAUUAAGUAAUGUUAUUGAUAAUGCUCGGCGUAUGAAAGCUAGUAAAAAUGACCCCUCUCACACAUCUUGGAGCAACUCAUCUAGGGAUUCCCCUCAAAGGGAUUCUUCUGCUUACCAGACCGAUGCACCUACACUUGGGUUCCAUGGAGAUGAGGAUUAUACACCUCAUUUGAAUCAGCAGAGUUAUAGUCACAAAAGCACGGAUGUUUCCAAAAGAAGUCGUUCUUUACAUGGUCCUCCUAAAGGUACAAGAGCACCUUUGCUUAAGCGUCCCAAGGUUCCAGCACGACGUGGCCUUCUAGGGAGAGCCCCUGGCCUCCUUGGGACUGCACCUGGUCUUCUAGGGGUAGCACCUGGCCUCCUAGGGAUAGCUCCCGGGCUCCUGGGAGUUGCCCCUGGGAUACCAGGAACAUCGCCUGCCUUACUAGGGUCAGGCCCUGGCCUUCUGGGGACAGCCCCUGCUGGUUUAGCAGGGUCUUCCAUAUCUAGUGCGCCAGUGGCCACCUACAGAAAUGUAUCCUCUGACUCUUCUCAUUUGCAGUCACUGGGGAAUAUAUCUACCACUACAGGUAAUCAAAUGGAUCUGGAGCAACAAAUAAUAAAGUGGGCUGGUUUUCAGAGUGUUGACCAUUCUGUUAAAAAAAAGUUUGAUUCCAAUACAGAUACUUACUCUAAGGUAGUCUUAGCUUUCCGGUGCUUGAUGUCGCAACAGCAUCAGGAUAUCUGUCAGUCAUCAUCAGCAGCACAUCUGGGCCUCACGUGCCCUGUGAUAGAUAAUUCUUUUGUGUCUCUGCUGAGAAGGAAGAAUAUCAUUACAUGCAGGAAAGCGCUGGAUGAUCUUGUACAACAUGAAGAUCCGCUUUUGCAAGAGGUUCAGAAUAGACUGCUGGAAUGUGUAGGUCCCCUGUUUGUAGCAACAAAUAACCAUGAAUUGAGCUCCAAGGUGCAAAGUUCACAAUCUGCUAACGAACUUGCCAGUGUACUUGAGCAGGUGAUCACGGCAUGCCGCCAAACAAUGGUAUUUGUUGGGCAAACAUUUGCAUUUGUCAGCCAAGAAAGAAGGAAGAAUCUGUUAAACAAAACCGGACUUGCAUCAGUAGCUCCAAGCUACGAAUAUUUCACAAAUCUGGAAAACAAUGAGCUCUUUGGAAACAAAUACACAAAUGAGCUGAAGAGCCGAGUGGAGCAUAUCUACCUUACUCCAGUACAUAGCCAGGUUUCUAGUUCCAGUAAGUUCAUGGUCAAAGAGGAACAAUCACCAAAUGAUACAGCAAUCAAGCCUUCAAAAAUUUCCCAUUUGUCAGAUGCCAAAUCUGGCACACAGACAGAUGUAGGUUCUUUGGCACCAGAUGACAACAGUAGAUGCAAGACAGAUAAAGAUUCAGCGUCCACUGAUGGCAAUGGCAAGAGUGCGGCAGAGGAUGCGGCAGUAGCUGACGAGGAAGGCAUCUGUCCUCCAGACGACCCACAAGUCAAGAAUAUUAUUGACAAGCUGGCAAUGUUCGUAGCUAACAAGGGUGAGGCAGCAGAGAAAGCAGUCAUGCAGUACAAGAAAGAGGACCCCAAUUAUAGGUUUCUUCAUGAUACAGAAAGCAAUGGGUUCAAAUAUUACAAGCAAAAAUUGGCACAGUUUUCUACUGAAAAAGUGUCUGAGUCAAACCAAGGUGAAUCAGAGUGUAAAACAUCAUUGGAAGGAAUGAAUGAAUUGGAAACAAAUCCAGAGGAUUUGCAGCCAAAGGUCCUCAUGCAAGCUGAGACUGCAACAUCUUGUCCAUCUGAAGAAAAAGAUGACUCUCUCAGCGACACAAAGACAAAAAGCACUGCAGAAAAACUAGCCAAGUUUGUUGCUGAAUGUGGUCCAGAGCUGGAAGAGAUUGCUAUUGAAAAUAACCGGGAUAAUCCAAUGUUCUGGUUUCUGUAUGAUGAGAACAGUUCAUACUUCAAAUAUUAUAAAGAGAAAGUGAAGGAGUACAGUGCGAUAGAGAAAUCAGAAUCUUCCACAGAUCCUGCAACAGAGGCGGGAUCCUCUGGCCAUUCUGCCCUGCGCACCAAAAAGAGGAAAGGACUAACGUUGAAAGUGGGCAUGCUACCACCUAAGAAAGUGCGCCCGAGAGCUGCCCCUUCACCAGUUCGAGAAUUGAAGAGAAUUGGUUAUGACAAGCCAACAUACAAACCGAAGAAAAAGCCGAAAACAGAGGAUAUAAAUUACACCAAAAACAAACUGGCAACGGACAACCUUGGGUACCAGAUGCUACAGAAGAUGGGCUGGAAGGAUGGAGAGGGACUGGGCUCAGAUAAGCAGGGCAUCAGAGAUCCUGUAAACAGGGGUGUGACAUCAUCAGACAGGUCUGGCCUGGGAGUCGGUGGGCCUGCAGAGGGAGAUGAUGGGGAUAACGAAUUUGCAACUUUUCGCAAACGGAUGAUGAUGGCGUUCAGAACCAAACUGCUGUCGAAGUCCUAGGUUAAUGUUGGGCUAGUGAUGUUGGAGUUGCGGGAAAGUGGAGGAUGGUCUUCAUAGCACAGGUUGAGAGGGUUGGAGGCCAAAUGAAAAAUGGAAAAAGAAACACCUGAAAAUGCAGAAUGUUUAUAAUAAAAACUAUCCAGACAAGGACCGUACUGGAGCCCAUUAUACCUGAUGAAUCACUGUACCUGGUAACUUGCUAUACAUAGUAACCUGGUAAUUCACUAUAUUUAGUAACCUGGAGACUUAUUGUAUAUGGUAACCUGGCAACUCACUAUACUUAGUAUCCUGGAGACUUGCUGUUCAUGGUAACUAGGAAACAUAUUGUAAUCGGGAGCUCAGAGUACACAGUAGCCUGGUAACUCACUGUACCUAGUAAUCUAGUAGCUCACCUGAUAACAUGCUAUUCCCGGUGACUUGGUGUACGUGGAAUUCACUGUGCCUGGAAACCUCGUAAUGGUGUAUGUGGUAAUCUGGUAAUACAGUAUACCUGCCAACCCACCAUGUGACAACAGUGCUCCAAUUGGAUAAUUUAGGAUAUCCAAUGUGUCUGGAUCCAUAUGUUGUUGGUAUUUCUGGUUGGAUCCGGGUGUAUACACUUGAUCCCUUUGAUGUCAGAGGAUGGACUAUUAUAGGAGAUCUAUAAUGCACUUGUUUCAUUUUCUAAAUUUUUUAAAACAUGUCUUCAAGAAUUCUCCUAUUUGGAUAUCAAUGUUUCUCAUAAUGAAUUCUCAUAAUGAAUGGACUAGGCUGUACCUUUUCCUAUUCCUAUCGCCCAGUGUUAGCUUUUCCUCCCUGCAACCCAUAUUUAGGUAACAAUCUUGGCCUUCACUGCUGCACACUUUGGCCUGAGGUAAGUAUCUGAGUUGGACGCAACAAAGUUCUCGGUUAGGUAUUGCCAGUUACUGGUAUAGAGCUAUUGACCAUUCAAUUAUUGGGUGCAGCAGACACACAAAAUAUGAUUGCAUCAGUGUAAAUAAACACAGCCAAACAAGUGUUAAUCUAGCAAUGGCUGCCUUCACUUACUUUAGUUGGAGGGAGGGACUUAACGCUAUUGCAGGAGAAAACAAAGUGAAGCACAUGGAAGAGAAAACAAUAGUGUUUUUCAGAGCCAGGCCAAGUUGCCGGGUCUGCAUGAAGUUGACGCUGCACUUUGGAGACAGUUUGUAGUGAAACCAUUUAUGAAACACAUUUGCAGCCUUGCUAUUAGUGUUAGCUUUGUCCUACACAAUUUUGACCAAAACUAGGCUGGCUCCCCCAGGAGCUCGUACAACUUCAAAUCCCACUUGUCCCAUCUCUAAUCCCAAGUGCACAAAUCAUGCAGCAACUGAGGUAAAAAUUGACAAAGGUUUUAAAGCAUGAGAUUGUAUGGCCCCGUGUCUCUAUGGGAUGGAGGAGAGGAAGGGAAGUUUUGCAUAAGCAUAUGUGAGACAGUGUAAUCCUGGAUGAGGAGCAAGUGAAAAGCAAGUCAAUAGCAGUACCCUGAAUUUGGAACAAUAGCCUAAUAGAGAGGAACACCCUAAUAAUGGUAAAUCUCUUAGAGCUUUGAGUUGCAGUAUUGUACUGAAAGUGCUUGUUCAGACUCCUGUGCCGUUUCUUUACUUAGCGUUACCAUUGUGUUGUGUUAUUUAUCAGUAGUAGAGUAUUGUGGUGUUGCUUCACUUAACUCGAUCACCGUGCAUGUAGCACACGGAGUGGUGAUGUAACUCACCCCGACCUCGCCUUCCCUGCAGGUGUACUAAAGGUGCCACCUGCAAGCCAUCAUCUUUGAUAGUGAACGAGUUGGAAAGAGUGACAGUUUCUAACAUGUGACAUUUAUAAUCUGGAUAUACUGUACAAAAAAAAAUUAAAACAAAUGUGCGCAAAGUUUGUCUGUCUCUCACUCCCGGUGGUACAUUGGUACAUCCAACGAUUCACCCACUUUAUGCACAGGUGUCCCAUCAAUAGCAACAGUACAAAUGAGCAGUUAGACUGUUGGUGCUGUAGUCCCAUAUUUUGAGGUAGACAGUGAGAGUAAAACAGCCUCUAUUCCAAUCAUGAUGUUUAACUUUACCUCAGGAACAGGGGACUUUAUUCAGUCACCUGUGAGGUGGCUUGAUCAACUGAGUACGGCUGAUGCAACCUCAUCAAUUUCAGUGUGGAUUACUGUAACAGAAGACAACUGAAGUGCACUAUGGUACCCACAUUCAACAUGCUUGAAGCUUGUGAUGGUGGGGGAAGGGGAUGAAAGUUGGGCUCACUUAUAUUCAAAAAGCUCAAUUUGGCACCAUUUAGCGAGUGAUCCAAGGGAUUGUGAACAUAUUUGCAGCCUUGAUAAAUCAGGAAAUUUGCAACUGUACUCGGAACUUUCACCUUUUUUUAUUCUUUGAAUAUGAGUCUUUUUCUCAUCCCCCAUUGGUCCAUUGCAACCUCCCUCAGUAUCCUCUCUAUCUGUUCCAUCCUGUACAACUCCCCUUCCUUCCCCAUACAUCCACUUAGUCUCCUUACAGAUUCCAGUUAUUUGUCCCACUUCAGUCCUCACAUGCGUUUUCCUUUUCCUUACUAUAUCUUUCUUGGGUGCUUCAAUAUUUUUAAGUGGCAGUGAUUUACCAGCUGUCACACAUUUAGACUAAUCCUACAUUAAUCCCAUUUCCUUCUACCAAAAUUUCUAUCAACUCUUCUAGAUUCUACUACUCAAUACUAGGGAAAGUUUACAGUGACCAAUUAACCCCACAACUGACACGUCUUUGGGAUAUGGGAGGAACCUAAUGCCCUCAUAGUAGGAGCAAUAAACAAUCUGCUGGAUUGAGUAACAUCAUUGGGAGAAAAUGAUCUGUCUACUUGUCCUGUCAAAGCACUGCAACAGGACUAUUCCUCGCAUUUGCUGCUUGAUUCACUGAAUUCUUCCAGCAAAUUGUUUGUUGCUCCAGCCUUCAAUAUCUGCUGACUCUUGUGUGGUCACAGUAGGCACUGCUGUCAGUGUGGGGAUGAAAUAUUUAAUAUUCCUGAAUAUCCCAUUGAAUGGGAAAUGCUCUAUUACAAUAUCAACUCAGGCUUUCUUCCCUCUGAGCUGUGUGACUGCACAUUAAGUGGAAAAUGCUCCUGUGUACAUACCCUUUGUUGCCACACUGCUGGAGUUUUUUAUAUAAUUUUGAAAUUAUGCUAAUAUAAUUGUGAAACACCCCGUGAAUUGUGUUAAUGAAUAUAAUCCGUAAAUUUUCUAAAUAAUAAACAUACCACAACCUUUGAGAUAUUUUAGAGCUUCGACCU
This is a messenger RNA of Mobula hypostoma (lesser devil ray), 6401 nucleotides long. RefSeq names its product SURP and G-patch domain-containing protein 2-like. Gene Ontology annotation, cellular component: nucleoplasm. The coding region runs from base 18 to 3152 and encodes 1044 amino acids. Gene Ontology annotation, molecular function: RNA binding. Gene Ontology annotation, biological process: RNA processing. The transcript has 10 exons. The record is from RefSeq and is a predicted model, not a curated record. NCBI's taxonomy places the organism in Eukaryota, Metazoa, Chordata, Chondrichthyes, Myliobatiformes, Myliobatidae.